Molecule: messenger RNA, 3144 nt
Organism: Castor canadensis (American beaver)
Lineage: Eukaryota; Metazoa; Chordata; Mammalia; Rodentia; Castoridae
Source: RefSeq, a predicted model, not a curated record
AUGUUGAAAGAGUGCCUCAGAAGUUGGGUAAAGGAGAUUCCCCAGAAGCUCGAGCAUUGGCCAAACAGGUGGCUACGGCUCCUGCAGAACCUGCAGACCAAAACCAACAGGGCUGUGGCCAACAGCAGACCUGCCAAGGCAGCUGUCCACCUUGAGGGCAAGAUUGAGCAAGCUCAGCGGUGGAUUGAUAAUCCACAGUGGAUGACGGGAGUUGUAAGGGCAUCAGUGCAUUUAACCCUCAUUAGAAUGGUGACAGUGCAAAUAAACAGAUUGUUACCAGGUAGCCUGUCAAGCUGCCAUCCGGGGCUUGUAGCUGAAGGGCAUCGUCUGGCUAAUGUUAUGAUGGGACCUUAUCGCCAAGAUCUUCUUGCCAAGUGUGACCGUGUGGACCAGCUGACAGCUCAGUUGGCUGACCUGGCUGCCCGAGGGGAAGGGGAAAGUCCUCAGGCGAGAGCACUUGCAUCACAACUUCAAGACUCCUUAAAGGAUCUGAAAGAGAUGCAGGAGGCUAUGACUCAGGAGGUAUCAGAUGUUUUCAGCGACACCACAAUCCCAUCAACUAUUGGCAGUGGCGGCCACUGCCCUCCUGAUACACCUAACAGGGAAGAGGUAUUUGAUGAGAGGGCAGCGAACUUUGAAAAUCAUUCAGGAAGACUUGGAGCCACAGCAGAGAAGGCAGCUGCUGUUGGUACUGCUAAUAAAUCAACAGUGGAAGGCAUUCAGGCAUCAGUGAAGACGGCUCGAGAACUCACACCUCAGGUCGUCUCGGCUGCUCGUAUCUUACUUAGGAACCCUGGGAAUCAAGCUGCUUAUGAACAUUUUGAGACCAUGAAGAACCAGUGGAUUGAUAAUGUUGAAAAAAUGACAGGACUGGUGGACGAAGCCAUUGAUACCAAAUCUCUGUUGGAUGCUUCUGAAGAAGCAAUUAAAAAAGACCUGGAUAAGUGUAAGGUAGCCAUGGCUAACAUUCAGCCUCAGAUGCUGGUCGCUGGAGCAACCAGCAUCGCUCGUCGGGCCAACCGAAUCCUGCUGGUUGCUAAGAGGGAGGUGGAGAACUCCGAGGAUCCCAAGUUCCGUGAGGCCGUGAAAGCUGCUUCUGAUGAAUUGAGCAAAACAAUCUCCCCGAUGGUGAUGGAUGCAAAGGCUGUGGCUGGAAACAUCUCUGACCCUGGCCUGCAAAAGAGCUUCCUGGACUCAGGAUAUCGGAUCCUGGGAGCUGUGGCCAAGGUCAGAGAAGCUUUCCAACCUCAAGAGCCUGAUUUCCCACCUCCUCCACCAGACCUAGAACAGCUCCGUCUAACAGAUGAACUUGCUCCUCCCAAACCACCUCUGCCUGAGGGUGAGGUCCCUCCACCCAGGCCUCCACCACCAGAGGAGAAGGACGAAGAGUUCCCUGAGCAGAAAGCUGGGGAGGUGAUUAAUCAGCCAAUGAUGAUGGCUGCCAGGCAGCUCCAUGAUGAAGCUCGCAAAUGGUCUAGCAAGCCGGGUUUCCCAGCCGCUGAGGUGGGUAUAGGAAUUGUAGCUGAGGCUGAUGCGGCUGAUGCUGUUGGGUUCUCUAUCCCCUCUGACAUGGAAGACGAUUACGAACCUGAGCUGCUGUUAAUGCCUUCUAAUCAGCCGGUCAACCAGCCCAUUCUGGCCGCGGCUCAGUCCUUGCCGGAAGCUACCAAGUGGUCUAGUAAGGGCAAUGACAUCAUUGCAGCAGCCAAGCGAAUGGCUCUACUGAUGGCUGAGAUGUCCCGGUUGGUAAGAGGGGGCAGUGGUACCAAGCGGGCACUCAUUCAGUGUGCCAAGGACAUCGCCAAAGCCUCAGACGAGGUGACUCGGUUGGCCAAGGAGGUUGCCAAGCAGUGCACAGAUAAGCGGAUUAGAACCAACCUCUUACAGGUAUGUGAGCGAAUUCCAACUAUAAGCACCCAGCUCAAAAUCUUGUCCACAGUGAAGGCCACCAUGCUGGGCCGGACCAGCAUCAGUGAUGAGGAGUCUGAGCAGGCCACAGAGAUGCUGGUUCACAAUGCCCAGAACCUCAUGCAGUCUGUGAAGGAGACUGUGCGAGAAGCAGAGGCUGCUUCAAUCAAAAUUCGAACAGAUGCUGGAUUUACACUGCGUUGGGUUAGAAAGACUCCCUGGUACCAGUAGGCACCUGGCUGGUACAGAAACCCCUACUAAAGAGAAGAGUGAUUUGAGUUCCAGGAGCCACCCAGAAUUGCUGGGGAUUGAAAGCCACAUCCUAGCCUGACACAUAGGAAAGGAACGGGGGCCUCCUCACAUAGAAAACGUUACUCUUUUUUCAUGGACACUUUGAAAUGUGUCUCCAUGUAAACCCCGUACUUUCAAACACAGUUAUACUUGUGCACACUCUGAGAAUCCAAGAAUGAACACUAGCCAGACACUCUGCUCCUUAGGGGACAUUUCCCUGUUUCUUUUUCUGGGUCCCAUUCUCCCCUUCAGGCUCAAGACCCAAGGCCCAGGCAAGUUAGUUAAGAAAUUCACUGUGUCUCUAGAAGCUGUUUCUGGUUUCCCAUGUUGCUGCCGAUCCUGCCUACCUUCCCUGGGCAUGCUACCUGGGUCCUUUGCAAAACUUUUUUUUUGCAACUUUGCAGGAAAAGUUGGCCUCUGGGGCGCCCUGGUAUGUGUGGCCUUUAUUCAUUUCCUGUCCUUUCCAAUUUAAUUCUUCUGGUUUCUCACAUUUAUAAAACCAAAUUUUACUGUCAGGAGGAAAUGACAGAAUCACACGAUUGUCUUUCCUAUGUUCCUGAGCAAUGUCUGUGCUAGGAAGCUACCCACCCUGUCUCCUGCCUCAGUUGACAAGGUAACUACCCCACCAAUACACUGUGUAUCCUGGUGCUCUCUGCCACUUGCAGGGCAGAGUAGCCAGGGUUUGGCUCUGCCCAUGCUCUUUGCAGGGCCACUCCCAGGCGGUCCAUGCUUUGUCACUGCCUGCAAAAGAUCUGUGCUGAGGCCUUAUCAUUCAUUCUUAGCUCUUAAUUGUUCUUUUUGAGCUGAAAUGCUGCAUUUAAUUUUUAACCAAAUCAUGUCUCUUAUCCUGGGCUUCUGUAGUCUUCCUCUAUCCUGUUCCUAAAUAAGAUUUUAAAGAUACACAGGUGUGUGGUUGUCUGUAAUUUUUUUUUUUUUUCUUGAAAU